GUCUGCUUCAAAGUUUAAACCCUCGAGGCUCAUGCUUGCUGAAGAAAAACCCUUGACCUUGAGGCUCAUGGCUGUGGCGAACCAAGCACCAGCACCUUCUACAACCUCCGGAAAGAUCAGCCCCAAAACGGUGGAACAAGCCGUUAGAUCUCUCCUGAGGUGGAGAAAAUCCAAAUCCGAGGACGAGAAGUCCAAGUCAUUGAAUCAGGAAGACGAGUUCUGCUACCUCGUUCUCUCUCUCCAUAAAAUCCCCCAUAAGGACCGCGCAGAUACUUAUAAGAUUCUUCUCCCGCAUUCCCUUCUCUCCGAAUUUUCCCAGCUCUGUCUAAUCAUCGAUGACCGACACAAGAAAGGACUCAACAAGGAGGAGACGCAGAAGAAGAUCAAAUCGGAGAACAUACGCGUUUCGAAUGUCCUGAAGCUCUCGAAGCUCAAGUCCGAUUACCGUUCGACCGUGGCGAAGCGAGAACUAUGUGAUUCAUACGAUAUGUUUUUCGCGGACAAGAGGGUGAUUCCGCAGUUAUCGAGCUUACUGGGGAAGAAGAAGAUUCCUGUGGCAUUGGAUUUGAAGAAUAAGAAUUGGAAAGAGCAGAUUGAGAAGGCGUGUUCUUCUACAUUGUUGUGUUUGAGAACAGGUACGUGUUGUGUGGUGAGAGUGGCCAAAGUGUCAAUGGAGAGGGAUGAGAUUGUUGAGAAUGUGGUUGCUGCUAUCAAUGGUAUCGCCGAGGUUGUGCCCAGUAAGUGGGGGAAUAUAAGAUCGCUUCACUUGAAGCUGUUAGAGUCUCUUGCAUUGCCUAUUUAUCAGAAUUCUACUUCCAAUUAAUUAUACAUUCCAUGUACAUGAGCUAUGCCCAAAAUUUAAAAUUUUGUUUCAGUUCUCAUUACUCAUUAUAAGUAAUGAGCUUAUGUGAGAACAGGUGAGUGUGUCGUCUAUUGAAGAGAAUAUGGUAGAAAAUUGUUUGAAA
Molecule: messenger RNA, 965 nt
Organism: Prosopis cineraria
Lineage: Eukaryota; Viridiplantae; Streptophyta; Magnoliopsida; Fabales; Fabaceae
Exons: 1
Coding region: 32-823 (263 amino acids)
Cellular component (GO): 90S preribosome
Source: RefSeq, a predicted model, not a curated record